Messenger RNA from Periophthalmus magnuspinnatus, 3265 nucleotides. RefSeq names its product zinc finger protein GLIS1 (gene glis1b). NCBI's taxonomy places the organism in Eukaryota, Metazoa, Chordata, Actinopteri, Gobiiformes, Gobiidae. Gene Ontology annotation, molecular function: RNA polymerase II cis-regulatory region sequence-specific DNA binding; DNA-binding transcription factor activity, RNA polymerase II-specific. Gene Ontology annotation, biological process: regulation of transcription by RNA polymerase II. The record is from RefSeq and is a predicted model, not a curated record. Gene Ontology annotation, cellular component: nucleus. The transcript has 11 exons. The coding region runs from base 266 to 3091 and encodes 941 amino acids.
UGUACUAUAGGCUACAUCCUCCCUCGAUACACUGGGACAGCCUCAUUGGUGCGCGGGAGCUCGUGGGGCUGCAGCGUCACCGGUGCCAAUCAGAGAGAGGCAGACGCGCGGGAUGCUGAUGACUGGAAGGAUGCUGGUGAUUUGGCACACACAUGCGCUCACCUUGAUAAGUCACCUAUGUGAAAGGGAACCGAUGGAUGUUGAUAUCAGCGGAUAGAACAGUAAUGGGACCAACCGUGUGAGUUACAUACAAGUCGCACAUUAAAUGCAGCAGGACUCCACAUCGGUGGACGGGAUGGUGAGCCAUUGUCAAACCCCCACGUUUACAGACUUUACCAGCCUGUCGCUCUCCAUGUACGGCAAAGCCGAAAUCUGCGCGCGGAGACCGACCAGCGGUACCCUGAUGUGUCGGAGCCCCCUCAGCAGCCCGGCGCGCAUGAACUGCUCCAGUCCAAAGCAUCUUAAUGGUUCUGAAGAAAAAGUGCAUCAAUCCUGCAAAACUUCACGGAGUUACUUUUCUUCCCCACAACUUCAAGUCAAUGGCUCGUACUGCCCAGAGAAGGAUGGAGGGGAUAGCAGGGCUCACUCACUGUUCCCCCAGAGCCUCCAGUGCGACAGGCCUGAGGUGCUGCUGCCCGACGCGCCGCACCCAGACUCCAGAUCGUCCUCGGACUUCUCCAGGACUUUGCUGGUGGCCUCUCCCAGUUUGUGCAGAACCAACGGGGUUCACUCCCCUCUCUCUUACCAGAUCAAACAAGAGACUUCAGUGGGCUACAACAUGGGACCCAAUGCAUCACAGGCUGGAUAUCAAAACUUAAAGGAGGAUAUCAUUUUAGGGGCGACAGGCGACAAACUGACCGGGGGCCCACAGGUUAGCUGUAGUGCUAGUAGCAUACGUACAGUAAACGCUGUUAGCAUUGCUGUGUCAGCAGACACAUCACAACCCUUUAAUAAUGAAGAUGGCUCCUCCCCGCUGGCUUUGUCCCCAUCGGGCUCCCAUCAUUCAGCGCGGCGACUGGGUCCUAACAGGCUGAAGAGGCACUGCCUGUCCCUGGCCUCGCAGUCCGCAGCCACAGCGUCUCCUGCAGCAGCCGCCACCGCCAUCGACGACCCAAACAUCUGCUCCUCACAAAUGUCCAUGGUCUCCUGCAACGGCUUCCAGCUCUCACCAAGCCCCAGCACAGGCUUCUCCUCCACAUCUCCUCCCACUGCAUCCUGCUCCCACGACACCCUGUGCAAGCCCCCACCUCAGCGAAGCCCCCAGCCCGCACCGGGACAGGACAGGUGCCAACUGUCAUCCCCUGCCUCCUGUUUGCUGUCCUCUUCCUCCUCCUCAGUGUCGUCAGUGGACCUUGAGGGCCAGACUCUGUGUGAGGAGCAUAGCUCCAUGCAUCUGGGGCGGGGGGCAGCAGGUGCAGAGGGGAGUGCAGAUGGACUGGGGCUGCUCCUGAGUGGGUCGGUGUUGCCUGGGACACUACAUUCAGAGAGUGAAGCUCUUAUGGAGGUGUCCCACAGGUCAGGGGCUGCUCUGAAGCAGGAACCACUGGACGAUUUCACUCCCAGCGAAGACGAGCUCUUUCAGCACCACUAUCAUCAGCAUCAUGUAAAUGGGCGAAUUGGGCACCCCCCUCGUCCUGCCAUGCCACCCCCUUACCACCUGCACCAGUACGUGGGGCCGAGCCCUGGGGGGCUACACCAUCAGAGCCAACAAACUGCACCAGCCUCCUCCAUGGGACAUAAAGCAGCCCCCACAGCCCCUCCUGGGUCCCACAGACAGGCAGACCGUGAGGAUUUAACCAUCGGAGCUAUUAGUGACAAGCAGGUGUGUCGCUGGAUCGACUGCAGCGCUGCCUAUGAACAGCAGGAGGAGCUUGUCCGGCACAUUGAGAAGGUGCACAUCGAUCAAAGAAAAGGAGAGGACUUCACCUGUUUCUGGGCCGGCUGCAUCCGCCGCUACAAACCCUUCAACGCUCGCUACAAGCUGCUCAUUCACAUGAGGGUGCACUCCGGAGAGAAGCCCAACAAGUGCAUGUUUGAGGGCUGUAACAAGGCGUUCUCCAGACUGGAGAACCUGAAGAUCCACCUGAGGAGCCACACUGGAGAGAAGCCGUAUCUGUGCCAGCACCCAGGCUGCCAGAAAGCCUUCAGCAACUCGAGCGACCGCGCCAAGCACCAGCGCACUCACCUGGACACGAAGCCGUAUGCAUGUCAGAUCCCUGGCUGCACCAAGCGCUACACAGACCCCAGCUCUUUACGUAAACAUGUGAAGAUCCACUCAGCCAAAGAGCAGCAGGUGCGUAGGAAGCUGCGGUCAUGUCCUCACCUGGAGCAGGACGUUCUGAGCGACUGUUUGUCCAUGCACCACCUCCAGAGCUCCGCCCCCUCCCAGCACCACCUCCAGAGCUCCACGCCCUCUCAGCACAUCCUCCAAAACUCCACCCCCUCUCAGCACCUCUUCAAUGGCAAAGACACACGCUCCCCCGUACUGGGCCAGGACAUCUUCUCUGGCAUGUACUCUGGCUCCAGCAACCCCCAUCAUCCAAUCAGUGCCCCAGCAGAGCUCCUGUCCCCCUCUGCACCCUCUGGCCCAGAACUGCCACAACGCCACAGACUGGACCGGGACAUGGGCAGCCCGCACCUGUCCCCCCUCACCCCUAUGGAGGGCGCAAGAGAUGGGGUGUCGGGUCCGCUCCUGUCUCCGGGGAUGAAGAGCACUGGAACGCCCCCCUCUCCCCUCGACAAACAGCACGUGCACCCACACCACAAGCCCUACAGCCAUUACCCGCUGCAGCCGGCCAACGACGAGUACCAGGGCAGUUUCCAGAGCUGCUUCCAUUUCGGAGACUCCUACAGGAUUGAUCAGACUGUCGGAGGUGUCCACAUCCCUGGAGAUUCCCACAACUACAGUUCCCAUCAGCACAAUGGCUUCCACAUGUCAGCGGGAAAUACAGGGGCAGGCUUCAACAUGAGCCAGGAGCUCCAAGGAGGAGGAUGCCAGUUCUCCUCCGGCCAAGAUGAGAGCAUCUUCUUCCAGGUGGGCAGCUUUGACCGCAGCCUGAACCACAUGCCCUCCGUCUACACAGAGACAUGAGGUACUGGGGCAGAGGACUCUAUUCUUAUUAUGUAGCAUUAAUUCAAGUACUCAAUAUGGCUCCUGGGAUCAAACUUGUACUGACAAAAAUGAAAAUGUGCACUUUUCACAAUGACAGAAAAAUAAAAUACACUAUUGAUGAUAGAUGAUAAAUGAAGAAACUAUGGCAACAGC